AUGGCUGCAUCAUCUGCCCUUUUAUCAUCUCCUCCAGCUCUCUCUUUGAUUCUCAAGCGUAAACCCCCAGUACAAUGGUUACGGGUGGUAAGAUUUUCUCCAUCGAACAACCCAAUUUUUGGAUUUCCAUCCACUCAUAUAUCAAGAAAAAUUUUGAAUUCUGGAAAUUCAUCAAGUGCCGUUUCUCUAAAACCCAUAAGAAAUUGGAGAUUUUCUGCUGUAAAUGGAAAUUAUUUGCUAUCAGAAGUCACGCCAGAAGAGAAUUUGCAAGAAGUAGUCUCCACAAGCGAUGAUGGCGUUUCUACAGUAAUAUCAGCCCUUCUUUUCAUUGCUUUCAUCGGUUUAGCCAUUCUUACAAUUGGGGUAAUCUACAUAGCUGUAACAGAUUUCUUGCAGAAAAGGGAGAGAGAUAAAUUUGAGAAAGAAGAGGCUGCUAGGAAGAAGAAGAGUGGUAAAAAGGGUAAAAUUGGAGCUAGAUCUAGAGCUGGGCCCAGAGGUUUUGGGCAAAAGAUUGAAGAAUUUGAUGAUGACAAUGGUGCAGAUUAA
Molecule: messenger RNA, 546 nt
Organism: Fraxinus pennsylvanica
Lineage: Eukaryota; Viridiplantae; Streptophyta; Magnoliopsida; Lamiales; Oleaceae
Source: the annotation of a GenBank genome assembly